Messenger RNA from Encephalitozoon intestinalis ATCC 50506, 423 nucleotides. RefSeq lists its product as uncharacterized. Lineage: Eukaryota; Fungi; Microsporidia; Unikaryonidae. The transcript has a single exon. The record is from RefSeq and is a predicted model, not a curated record. Bases 1 to 423 code for a protein of 140 amino acids.
AUGGACAGGUUAUACAGGGAGGUUAGCGAGGAGUUUCUGGCAGGCCUUAAGAGGUAUCUGAACGACGAAAUAUCGUAUUCCGAACUUGAGAGGCUUUCUUUAAGGGAGACCCUUGCAUUCAACGCCCACAAAUGGAACGAUGUGAUUGAGGAAAAGUCGUCUGAGGCCCUUGGAAUGAAAAGGAGGAUGUACGAUGGAAUCUUAUGGAUUGAGGAGCGGAUCAAAACAAUGGAGAAGUUGGAAAAUGGAGAGGAGUUUGAUGUGGACCUUGGAGGGCUAGUGUCGCACUCUGGAAUUGUGGGGCAGAACAGAUUGUACCCGCCUGGGUAUGAAAGCACCAGCUUGUAUCUUCCUCCGUUUCCUUCAUUGCCCAUGGUGAAUUUCCUGAACGACUCCAGCUCGGAAAGCAGCCAAGAAGACUAG